This is a messenger RNA of Schistocerca americana (American grasshopper), 1215 nucleotides long. RefSeq names its product m-AAA protease-interacting protein 1, mitochondrial-like. Gene Ontology annotation, biological process: inner mitochondrial membrane organization; protein insertion into mitochondrial inner membrane from matrix. Lineage: Eukaryota; Metazoa; Arthropoda; Insecta; Orthoptera; Acrididae. Gene Ontology annotation, molecular function: ribosome binding. Bases 320 to 1111 code for a protein of 263 amino acids. Gene Ontology annotation, cellular component: mitochondrial inner membrane. The transcript has 4 exons. The record is from RefSeq and is a predicted model, not a curated record.
GUGAUACAUCCGCGAAGAAGAAGAAACAAAAGCAAUCGAACGAUAUCGAUUGUCAGUAUUAACACUACUUGUACUUCAGUGCUUUGACAAGUAAUAAUGUUUUCGUUGGUCUGUUGACAUAUAGCUGGAAGUGUUGAGGGGAGUGUAAUUUGAAAAGAAGGUUUCAGUUACAUGUAACUGAUGGAGCGGUCCAGUUGAAUGUAUCAUGGCUGCUACAUAACAGUAGAAAUGAAUCUAGCCCUUCUCCAAGCACUUCGUUUGGAUUAUUGAAUUUUAGUAUUGUAUAGUUAGUUGCCAGCAGAAAUUCAUAUAAAUCGUUAUGUUUACCACGGCCCCUCGAAAUAUAUGUGGUAGAUACCACUAUAGUCGACUUAGCAGUUUGAUUCGUGGAUGUAAGAAGGACAAUUCCUUUUUAGGCUGUUGUAAUGUAGUUGGAUUCCAAAAUCACGUUCAUCAUUCGAGUAUUCAGACGUUUACUGCACAAAAACAUUUGUCUUUAUUGCAUACACGUUCUCAUCGAUGCAUUAGAAUUUUGAGUAGCCUUCAUACUUACAGGUGUUUUCACAAGACAUCUGUCGACAAUGAAAAACCGAAUAAACCGUUCCCAAAGGUUCUAUACAUACAGAAUCCAUUCUCGUGGUUAAUGAAUAAAUUAGAUUUUGGUAUUUUGAAAAAUACCUGGGAUCCACAGUUCAAUGAAUCAGAAUUUAAACGUGGAGCAAAACAGGCGGUGUCAACUAUAUCUCAACUGAUUUGUCAAGAUUUGAGGGAUGGACUGGCUGGUCUUCUAACAAGGAAAGCAACAACCAAACUAAUCCACGACAUUGAAACAUCAUGGAGUGAUGAGCAAAGGCGUCUUAUUGGGAUAGAACCAGAAGAUAUUCAGGUUGCUGUUCCACGGCGAGUUAAUUUUCAGACCAUAAAGUUUUGUGACGUGGACAUGGUUUUUGUCGCCCUGAAGACAGCUGAACACAAAAGUUCAAGUGCCUUGAUCUUCAUUGAAAUAUUAGCAAGAUUUCAUAGAAAUUAUACAGAAGGAAGAUUACCAGACUGGACUGUCUCACUGUUCCGUGUAACUCGAUUUGAUAUACGCCCAGUUCCUGCAGGGUAAUGGCUCCACAACUGCAAGAUUUUAACUUGUUUUGUGUCUGUCACAGAUAAAUUGUUGUAAUUCAUAGUUUUAAAAAUGAGCUAAAUAUAAAAGUAUUAAGAUGA